This is a messenger RNA of Capsicum annuum, 3441 nucleotides long. RefSeq lists its product as uncharacterized. The record is from RefSeq and is a predicted model, not a curated record. The coding region runs from base 403 to 1530 and encodes 375 amino acids. The transcript has 5 exons. NCBI's taxonomy places the organism in Eukaryota, Viridiplantae, Streptophyta, Magnoliopsida, Solanales, Solanaceae.
CCAAAAUUAAAAGAAUGACUCGCAAAUGCUGGCAUCCGAUAUCUCAGAAUCCUCGAUCAUCUCUGAUUCUCUUAUUUAGAUUUUUGGAAGUGCUCCAUAUUUAUCUAUUGUUCGUUAAUCAAUUUCAUCUAAUAAUGAGAAUAAUAAUGAUACAAUUAAGUAAAAGUUAAAAUCGAUUUCCAAUUGCUGAUUUGGGGGUUGACUGUAAGAGGUUUGGAAAAUCUUAAUUAUUUUUUCUAUAUAUAAUUAUUCUUCGGUAUUUGAUGUCUGAUGAUUUUGUUGAGUUUUGUUUUAGUGUAAUAGUACUACUGUGUUAGAAUCAAACGGUAUCUGUUGCAGUUGUCAUCAAUUUGGUGGAAAACAGUUGGGAGCAAAUAUACAGUGACAGGAUAUAGGUUGUCAAUGGAGUAUGAAAGUGAAGAGAAUGGUUUUGUUAGUGUUCCAGCUCCUGAGUUUCGUGCAAUUUUUAUGUCAAACAUUGCAACAAAGAGAGACUGCUUUAAACAUAAGGUCUUUGGUCUUCCAUCGUCCAUGGCUAAUUUUGUGAAGGAGGUCAAAAAAGGAAUGAUCCUUUUCCUAUUUGAAUUUGAAAAGAGACAACUUUUUGGAGUGUAUUGGGCUAUCUCAGACGGUGGAAUGAACAUUGUACCCCAUGCAUUUAGUUCUUCAGGGAAGCAGUUUUGUGCGCAGGUCCAAUUUGUGCCGAUUUGGUGUUGUAGUCCUCUAUCAGAAAAUGAGUUCCGUGAUGCCAUUAGGGAGAACUACUUUUCGGCAAGGAAGUUCCACUUCGGUCUGUCUGAUGAGCAGGUUCAUAGGCUUCUUAGGUUGUUUAGUUCAAGAAAGUUAAAGAGGCGUUCCCUGUCAAGAGGAUAUCCAAGGUCAUUGCAUGGAAUAGAAAGAGUCAAAGAUGACAUGUUUCCAAUUGAGCAUAGAGGGAAGGAUGAAGAUAUAAUUGAUUCUGCCGAACAUGUCUAUUAUAAUGAUAAGAAGAGAAGAAUGGGUUAUGAUAGAACCUUAUCGAGGAAUAAUGCUGCAGAAGAUGAGCUUCAUGUUCACUCCCUCACCGAAGAAUUAGGAUUUUCUGGAGGUGAGUGGUCCUCUUUGAGUGACAGGGUAAAGAGGGAGCAUAAAAUCAGAAGAACUGUUCAUGAUGCAAAAGUGGCAAGAGAUCAGAUGGUAAAGGAAAAUAACAUUGGUAGUAAUUUUGGUCUGUGCAGAUCAAAUGAGCACAAUGGAAAGCCUUCAGACAGCAUUAGAACUAGACUUGGUAAUCAUUAUGCAGGUUUUUUAAGUAACAAUUGUGUGGAUAAAACACAUAUCAUGGAUAAUUAUCAUGAGCCUUCCCUUUCUUGGAAGAAUAAAAGUGAUCCCUUUUGGAACAAUGGAAAUUUAAGUGAUGAUUGGCAGAGUUCCUCGGAUGAUAGAGUAGGAAAAAAGAGCCAUUUGGACCCUGAUAUUAAUUCUACAAUUGUGUCUGAACGCUUUGUGAACUCACAAUACAAUCAGAAAGGAAUGUGUAAAAGAUGGUAGAUUUCCUAGAAGAGACAUAAGCAGAAAUGAAUCCAAGUUUCGCACAGGUCUCAGAAGAGAAUUUGAUCAUCAAGAGGCCACUGCUGAUGAUUUGUGCUUCCUUUCUAGGCGUAAAGGAGCAAAUGAAAAAUGUGUUGACAGCUUUCUUAUCCCAGCUGCUUCAAAUGGGAACAACGCCUAUGCCGGAGCUGAAGUUGGUAGUUAUCCAAUGAAUGAUUUUGAUGGAUUGGUUCCUGUUACAGAAAACUUUCAGAGGCCUCUCACAGAGGCUGAUUGCACUGCUUGCUCUCCAUGUCACAUAAGCAUGAGCUCCCUAGUUCUUGUUAUGGACAAAUUGAGACUUAUGAAGUUGAACAGGGCUCAAACUUUAUGCAAAUGCCACCUUCUUCCAAUAUUUAUGGAGAGAAUAACUUUGCAUUGUCUAAAGGUAUAUCUUCUCCAUAUUCCCAUCCAGAAUUUACAAAGAGGGGCCUGGAAUCAGCCUCUGGAGGCAGCAAAAUGAUUCUGCUUCAAUCGCACGAUGAGCUCAACACUCUACCUUUAGACAUUGGGAUUUCUGAGGCAAUGGAACCAAACAGGUCUGGUUCUCUUGGUUAUAGAACUGCUUUCAUUCCAAGUUCAUCUAUUUCUCCACAGUUAACUAGGGAUGAUAUUAGCGAGGGUGAAACUUGGAGAUAUUCAUCUCAAGUUGCCCUCGGUUCAAUUACUAGAAAUUCUAUUUCUGGUAAUUAUCGAUGUGCGUGUGAGAGACUAGGAGAUGAGCAUGUUAUAUGGCAUGGGAGUGAUGCAACUCAUGUUGGAAGAAGAUGUCGCUCUCCUAAUGCUAAUUUGUUAGUCCAAGGAAAUGUUUUGACAAAUCUCGACCACACCAACAGACCUGGAGCAGACAUUGUUAAUGAUGAAUAUGGGAGCAGCAUAUUAACUAGUGUUAUGCGUUCUGAUUCCAGAAAUUCCAGAAUAAGUGUUUUUAGUCGCUUAUCUUUGGCUCCCAAAGUACACAAGCCAAGAGAACAAGAAGCUGAUCAUAGUAUGAGCUUUGAUGAACAUUAUAUGGAUACAACAGUUGAUGAAAUCAUGAACUUGUUAUACAAGAAUCAGAAAAUUGUACCAAAAAAGCCACUGAAUCGAAAACCAUUUAUUCGAGAAGUUGGGAGUGGGGAAUCUAAUAGGUCAGGAAAACAUGCUGCAGUUUUCAAGAAUGACACAGAGCAGCCUGGUGAUUCAAUGACGAGAGUUCUCAGUGAAAGUGCAAAGGAAGUUCUUGAAGAAACCACAAGCCAUGUUCUCGCAGAGACUAGAAUGGUGGAUUUCAAGCGCAGGAGGGAGACAAAUCGAGCUUCAGAACAGACCAAUGAUAAAUCAAACAAAGAAGAAAACACAAAUGCUGAUGAUUCGAGUGUCCUUCAGAAUGCACAAGGAAACAGUUCUCAAACUGCAGUAGUUAAGGAUUCAGCUGAUAAGCCACUCAAGCGUAGAAAGCUUGUGCGUCCAGCAUUUGAUGAAAACAAACUGCAGGAGUGAUUUGAAUCAACAACUUCCCUGUUAGACGCUUGGUACGGUUAAAACCGAGGAUUCAGAUUCGAGCAAAUUUCAGUCUUCUCUCUGAUGAUAAUUUACCAUCUUAUGUGAACAACAAAAUGGUCUCUCCAUUAAUCAUCAAGUUCUCCAACAUGCUAACUUCAAGGGGCUGUUUGCAUAAACUGAAUCUUGGUAUAUGAUGAUGACGAAACUGAACAAGGCAACGCAGUGAUUUUCUACUAAAAUCAUAUAGCGUAGUUUAUGUAGUUCUGGACCUCAAGUUUUGCGUGGGAAUUGUAUUUUGUUGUGCAAAGGAACAAAUUCCACACCUUGUGUAAAUUUGACGUUUGCUUCCUCCAUCAUGUUCCGAGUAACAUGUUCUUAUUUCAGUUA